Molecule: messenger RNA, 4099 nt
Organism: Acanthopagrus latus (yellowfin seabream)
Lineage: Eukaryota; Metazoa; Chordata; Actinopteri; Spariformes; Sparidae
Product: neoverrucotoxin subunit beta-like
Exons: 4
Coding region: 175-2253 (692 amino acids)
Molecular function (GO): protein binding
Source: RefSeq, a predicted model, not a curated record
AUAAAGCAGCUGCAGAGGCAGCAGAGCAGCUCGCCCUCACGUCUCUGAGCGGUGGUCGAUGACCGGCAGUGCUCGCCUUCACUCUGAAACAGUGACGUUCAUUCACAUUUCUUCUCUCUGCACAUCGAGACCAUCAGACUCUCCAACUCGACCAGCUGGAAGCCAGGCUGAGUUAUGGGCUCUGCAGACAGCAACACGAUAGAGGUGGCGGCACUCGGCCGACCUUUCAGCCUCGGGAUGCUGUACGACUGCCGCAGGGAUCUACUCAUUCCUGGUAUGACUUUGUGGGGUCAUGAUGAUCUGGUACAGUAUAUAAGAGAAAGGCGACAGCACUACAGCGCUUUCGAGAUUGUUGCAUCUGAAUCUAUUGAGGACAAAACCUCAGCACUAGAUGUAAGUGCAUCCCUCAAGGCAAGUUUCCUCUCUGGCAACGUCGAAGUUGGAGGAGCGGCCAAAUAUCUAAGUCAUGAUAAGAAAUCGAAAACAGAGGCCACAGUGACACUGAAGUAUGAAGCAACCACAAAGUUCGAGCAGCUAUCGAUGGAUCACCUGGGGACAAAUAAUUUGAGGUAUCUGGAUGAUUUUGAGCAAGGGAAAGCGACACACGUAGUCACAGGUAUCCUUUAUGGAGCAAAAGCUUUCUUUGUCUUUAACAGCGAUGUGUCUAACGAUGAAAACUGUCAAGAAGUUGAGGGCAAGUUGAAAGUGAUGAUCAAUAAAAUUCCCAGCAUUAGUAUAGAUGGUGAGGGUUCCCUGCAAAUGAAGACUGAAGAGAAAAAAUCAGUUGAGAAAUUCUCCUGUAAGUUCCACGGAGACUUCUUACUUGAUAAAACUCCCUCAUCCUUUCAGGAUGCAGUACAAGUCUACCAAAGUCUGUCAAAAUUGCUGGGAGCCAACGGAGAAAACGCCGUACCAGUGAAGGUUUGGCUGCUGCCACUGAUUCAGCUGCAAACUUCUGCAACAACAGUUGUGCGUGAAGUAGGUCCUAUGUUCAUAGAUGAAAUGCAGGCUGUCCUGGAGGACCUGAAGGAGGUGGAAAUGAGGUGCAAUGAUGCACUGAAAACUGCUGCACAGCAGUUCUCAGAAAUUGGCAGAAAGAUUAAAACCUUUAAAGACAUGUGCUCUGGGUUCAAGCUGGAAUUUCAACGAAACUUGGCAAAGAAACUUCCAGCGAUCCGAGGAGGAGAAGAAGAAGAGAAAGAUGUGCUUCAUGAGAUCUGGAAGAAGAGACAUUCUUCCCCUUUCAAAAGCAAAGACCUGAAUGAGUGGAUGGACUUUAAAGAACGAGAAAUUUACACCUUGAAGUCUUUCACGAGCAUGAUGAAAAACACCAAGAUCAUCCCAUCUCAGUCAGAUGUGUACAAGGAAAUUCUCAGUGCAGAUCAUGCUGUGUGUUUUUUUUUCACAUCACUGGGAAGUGAUGAACCGUACCUGUCAGCUUUAUCAGAGUACUUAGGACAAAAACCCAAACCAGACGAAGCUCGAGGGUCUCCUGCUCACAAUGUAGAGAAGGAACAGUGGUACGCCUCAAGAGAAGUAACAGAUAAAAUGAGAAAAAAAGCAAAACUCUUCAGUGACUUUGCAGAGGCCAACAAGGAGAACAAGAACAUUAAGUUCUUGGCAGUUGGUUCAACAGACGAGUCACAGAAAGGUUCAAGCAUCUACCUUUAUAAAGACGGCUUCUCUGUUAAUGAGAACUUUGAACCUCCUUCAAAACCUGAAACAUUAACAGUCAGAGACAUAAACCACAACAGUGUGACGCUGAAGAUUUGUCCAGCAGAGUUUGGAGCAGAGAACAUCACCUCCUACUCUGUUGAGUACUGUGUCAGUGGACAGGAUGGAUGGAAAGAAAAGACGGCAGCAGGAGCUGAAGAAGUCACAGUGAGCGAUCUGAGUCCAAACACAGAGUACAAGUUCAGAUGCAGAGCAGUGACCUCAGUAGGUGUUGGACCAGCCAAUGAAGUCACUGGUUCCAUUAAAACUUCACCUUGCAGCCCUCCUGGAGAACCUCAAGAUGAACCAGACGCGAGUGAAAGACCAGAACCUGAUACGCCUGAAGAAGAAAUGUUAACGAUGACUGACAGUGGUUCCAUUAAAACUUCACCAUGCAGCCCUCCUGGAGAACCACAAGAUGAACCAAACUCAAGUGAGAGUCCAGAACCUGAUGAUGGGUUCAGCGUUCAAGACAAUGCGUCAGAUACGGAAGAGUUCAGAGAGGAAGAGUUGAUGUCAUGGAGAUCAUUACAACUGUGAGGCUGAGUUAAUUGAUAUGGACCGUGGUUGUUACAUUUUUUGGUAAACACCUUUCGUGCCUCAGUUUGCAUCCAUCCUCACUAGAUUUGGCACAUGGCAUACUUAGAUGAGCCAAAACAAAACUUGCAUAUUCACUUUUUGUCUGUAAUUGACUUUCAAAUUUUGAGGAUGUGGCCUGAUGCACUUUCUGAAUCUGGCUGAAACAAAGUUUGGGAAGCUUGUGCAGCAAGUUCAGCUGCAUUAUGUGGAAAAUUUAAUAUAAUUCUACAACCAGGGGGGAAUACAGUACUAAUAUAAUAUAUUUCUUCAAUUCUGUUGCUUUUUAAGGAGCACUUUGUAGUUUUGUGCACAAAUGUUAAUGAGAAGAGAUCUUUAUCGACUGAUUUUAUUCUGCCUAAAAAAAACUAAAUAAACAAACUCUCUUUGUUCGCAAGACUGAACAAACUAAAUAAACAAACAUAAAGCAUAGACAGAAAACACAAUUUCAUACUAUAUGUGGCGGACCCUGCCACCUAUCUAGUUUCAAACAGCCUCCUGGGACCUUAUUCUCCUCUGAAAACAGCUUGUUUGAUGGAGAAUAUACAUAUUUCUGAGUUUGUAUUAUUACCGUAGUUAUAUUAUACAUUGAACAACCUGAGAUUGCAUUGUUUCUCCAUGACUACCUUGUGCCCCUUUUAGAAGAUGUAACUUGGUGCACAAGUUUUCCAUGAAUAAAUGUGCAUGAUCUUAAAACAUCUUACAAAUGGCACCACCUUGUGGCCAUUGAUAAAAAAAAACACCAUCUCUGUAAAACAUGAUUUAAUUAACACCAACUCUGGGUGGUACCAUCAGACAAACCUACAGGUGAAUGUGAUGUAAUUCACCUCUCAGUGGCAAUAGAUCACAAAUCCAAUUUAAUCCUAUCAAAUCUCUCUUAAUGCAGAAUUUUACAAAAUGUUGAUAUUUGACUUGAUCACUGCAAGCGACGCCAGCAAAUGUAACAAUCACACACAUUUUCUUCUAACAUGCAAAGAUUCAAAGGAUGAAGGUUUUUAUUUUUUUACUUAUUUGUGGAAAACAAUUUUUUAGUUUUUGGGUCACAGUCAGACGACACCUGGUGGUGUACUCACCAUAUGGGGACCCACUGACAUUGUGGGGACAUGAUAGAUUUUACUGUCUACUUUUCAUUUGAGAUGUUGUUUUAUGGUUUAGAUUAGAGAUUUAAAUACAAAUCUUUAUGUUGGAAGAAAAAAAACUGAACUUAUUUAAGCAGUUGACCACUUUACUGAUUAUGUUUGAUUGGAACUUUUAAUAAAAGAUUAUUUAGUUUUUUUUUAAAUUUGCUCUCAUGCAAUCAUUUACUCUGAGUGCAUGUUUAAUUAUAUCAGCAGUGUCAUAACUUUCUGACUGUUAAAAUGUAUCGAACAAAUGUAAUUAUUUCAGAUACAGAUGCAUUUCAUAUAUUUGAGUACUUGUUCAACACUGAUGAACUAAUGAUAAGUUUAUUAUUCAUUUAAAGUGUAAAGACAUAAAGAGAAUAUAUAACUCUCGUUUGACCAGUCGCAUCAAAAGUUUGUUUUGUGAUUUUUUCUUAACUAUAUAAAUGUGAUGAAACUAAAUUUUCUUGACUGACUGUCAUUUUAAAUCCUUUGUUUGAUAAAUUACAACACUUUUACAAAAGUGUUACCUCUCACAUUUCCCAUCAUGCUCCAGGUAUCUGACGUCAGUUUCUUCACUUGAACUUUUGGUAACAUGAUACUUGCAGGAAAUGUUUUUUUGUUUAUGCUUCUUUAUGUAUAUUCUAAAAAUGUAUGUUUCACUUUCAUCAAGUUACUGCCAAAUGUUUAAAAAUUGCGUUAAUUUACAA